CCUCCGUAUUUUGACAUCUAUUUUUAUCGACAUUGUUUUGAAAUGGAGAGAUCACAUGAGAUAUUCAUUCUGCUAUGGCUUGUAAAUAUAACUGUCGGCUUUCUUUACACCGCAGACCCAGAUUUAGCAAAGCAAUUAUUUCAGACAUGGAAACUGGAAAACGGGAAAGAAUAUAAUGGAGUCGACGAAGAGCAGACGAGAUUUGAUGUAUUUUAUGAUAACAUAAAGACCAUCAAUAAAUAUAACAAAAUGUACCAGCCAGAAACAAUUUUUGCCUUAAAUAAGUUUGCUGACAUGUCGCCAUCCGAUUUUCAGAGUAAAAUCCUGAUGUCCGACCGUGAACCUCCAACGUUUGAAAACGACAGAUAUAUCAAAGGUGAAAAGGGAUUUCAUCUUCCUGACUCAUUUGACUGGGUUCCGAAAAAUGUGGUAACAUCCGUCAAGAACCAAGGGGCAGCUGGUUCCUGUUGGGCUUUUAGCACAAUUGAAAACGUAGAGGGACAGUGGGCUUUGUCAGGACAGCCACUACUGAAUUUAUCUGUCGAGCAAGUGGUUGAUUGUGACGGAUUUGAAGAUAUUUCCAGAAAGAAUGCUGAUUGUGGAGUGUUUGGUGGGUGGCCUUAUCUUGCUUAUCAAUAUAUUAUGAAAACAGGAGGCAUAGAGUCGUCACGUGACUAUGGUUACUGUAGUGGUGAUACAGACACCAAACACCAAGAAAACAAUUGUUUACCAUGUCCACCACCUGGUUUUAAUAGUACAUUGUGUGGUCCAGCAGUUCCAUAUUGUAACAUGUCUCAAAGCUGUGUGGCAAAACUUGAUAAAACCAAAUUUGUGAAGGGUUUGAAAAUAACGGAUUGGAAAGCCAUUGAUAAGAAUGAGACGAAUAUUGCUGAGCAGUUGAUGAAAAUUGGACCACUAUCCAUUGCAAUGAAUGCUGAUUGGUUGAUGUUUUAUCAUAGUGGAAUAUCUUCACCUUACUUCUGCAACCCAAAGAGUAUUAAUCACGCUGUGUUGUUAGUUGGCUUUGGCAAAGAAAAGACCCUGUUUGGAGAAACGCUUUAUUGGAAAGUGAAAAACUCAUGGGGGUCAUCAUGGGGUGAAAAAGGAUAUUUCAGGAUUAAACGAAAUGCAGGCACGUGUGGGAUAAACACACAGGUGACUACUGCUAUGUUGAUGAAGUGAUAUGGGCAGAAAGAUCGUUGUUUUUCUUUCAAGGUGGUACCUAACACUACAGGGAGAUAACUCUGUAAAGUCAGUUAAACGUUUUAAUUACGUUGUGUUGUAAAAGGAAUAUUAAGCUUCUCAAUCAUCAAAACUGAUGGCUGUCAAAUUGCUAUAUAACCAGUGUAAUUCAUCUGAUAAAACGGUUGGUUCAAUUUUUUUUUUAACUUUAUAUAUUUUUGUUUAAGUGUCAAAGUAAAUACUUUGAAAUUUUUUUAUGAAAAUUAAACGAGCCAAGUUAAUUUUAGCGAAAGUGUUGGGUACCUCCUUAAUUCACCUUUGAGUUCCUUAAAUAUGAGUUAUGAUAUAUAUGUGUACCUAUCUGUAAAGGACAAAUGGGUCAUCAUUUGUAGUUUUACAAUUGUUUUUUGAAUCAUAAAGAUAUUGUUUGAACAAACGUGUUUGAGACUAGUUCGUACGGCAGAUUAGUUCUCUGCCUUAAUUUCUGAGGAUUAUAAUGGAUAGACACAUUGUUUUUUCUAGUCCUUAUAGACAACACUUUAUUUCAGUUCUUUUUAUUCAUAUGUUUAUAGUUGUAUUUCAUAUAAAACUCCAACAUUAUAACACACUUAAUGUAAUUUUGUCAAGGACAAUUCCCCGGAUUUUUUGUUAUCCACGGUUUGUUUUUGUCCUUUGGAGUUUCUUUUAUAAUCUCAUUAUUUUUUUUUAGUAAACAAAUGCUUUUCAGUUUAAAUGCAAGACAUAAAUU
This is a messenger RNA of Mytilus trossulus (common blue mussel), 1930 nucleotides long. RefSeq names its product cathepsin L-like. The transcript has 11 exons. Bases 43 to 1182 code for a protein of 379 amino acids. NCBI's taxonomy places the organism in Eukaryota, Metazoa, Mollusca, Bivalvia, Mytilida, Mytilidae. The record is from RefSeq and is a predicted model, not a curated record. Gene Ontology annotation, cellular component: lysosome. Gene Ontology annotation, molecular function: cysteine-type endopeptidase activity.